Hemicordylus capensis (graceful crag lizard) is the source of this 1443-nucleotide messenger RNA. Its product is annotated as C-C chemokine receptor type 4-like. Lineage: Eukaryota; Metazoa; Chordata; Lepidosauria; Squamata; Cordylidae. Bases 370 to 1443 code for a protein of 357 amino acids. Gene Ontology annotation, molecular function: C-C chemokine receptor activity. The record is from RefSeq and is a predicted model, not a curated record. Gene Ontology annotation, biological process: inflammatory response; chemotaxis; immune response. Gene Ontology annotation, cellular component: membrane. The transcript has 2 exons.
CUUGGUCCUUCAGAGAACCAAACAUGUACAAGGUUGAUAUGCAGCCCUGGGACUUUCCCAAAGCACCUUCUGUGAUUACAGUUAUGUAUUAUCUUGUUGCAUAAUCUGAUGAAGACCCUAAGGGAGGAACAAACUCCAGCUUUCCUACUGGCAUUCCAAGCCAGCUACCACUGGCAGAUGGAUUCAGGGGUGUGGAUUUAGGCUGAGGCUCCAAGCUCUACCCUUGAUGCUCUGUCUGGGAUUACAAAAUUCCCUUCCUGUUGGAGCAUCUCCAAAUGCUGGGCACCUUUCAAGAAGCAAAAAUAUUUGUUUGGGACACCACUUCCUCCAAAGCAGAAGAUCCAGCACUCUAAGGUUUCAAAAUAGGAAAUGAUCCCUACUACACAGGAAACACUCACCACUGAGGAAUACAUGCUAUAUUCAUCCUAUGGGGAUCUCUAUGAUGAAGAUCUUGAGCCAUGCAACAAAGAAGGAGUGAGGAAUUUUGAGUUGUGGUUCCUUCCCACAUUUUACUCCCUGGUGUUUCUGCUUGGCUUAAUAGAGAACACCCUUGUUGUCCUUGUGCUGCUCAAAUACAAGAGACUGAAAAGCAUGACUGAUAUCUACUUACUCAAUCUUGCAGUCUCUGACCUGCUUUUAGUUUUUGCUCUACCUUUCUGGUCCUAUUAUGUAGUAGAGGAGUGGGUCUUUGGAGAUGGCUUGUGCAGGUUCAUCUCUUGGGUUUAUAUGCUUGGGUUUUACAGUGGGUCAUUUUUUGUCAUGCUCAUGAGCAUCAACAGGUAUCUCGCAGUUGUUCAUGUUGCGUUUGCCUUGAGAGCAAGAAUGGUCAGCUAUGGCAUUCUUGCCAGUCUCGUUGUCUGGCUAGUGUCCAUCUUGGCUGCUCUUCCACAGCUGAUAUUUAGCCAAACCUUUGAUUACUAUACUCAAACCAUAUGUAAGCCAGUGUACCUUGAGAAAAGAUGGAAAAUUUUUACCUCUCUGGAAAUCAAUGUUUUAGGCCUUUUGUUUCCUGUUAUGGUGAUGUUGUUUUGCUACACAAAAAUAGUCAAGACCCUGUUGCUCUGCAGAGAUGAAAAGAAGAAGAAAGCUGAGAAGAUGAUAUUUGCUGUUGUGAUUGUGUUUUUCCUGUUUCAGGCUCCUUAUCACAUCGUACUUUUACUACGAUGUUUGUAUGAUGUCGGCAUUUUUAGAGGGUGUCUAAUCAGCCAAAACCUGGACUAUGCAUCUCAGGCAACUCAAACGCUAGCAUUUUUUCACUGUUGUCUCAAUCCAAUCAUCUACUUCUUCAUGGGGCAAAAGUUCAAGAAAUGCAUCAAGUUGCUCUUUAAGAGUUGCAUCUCUUCUGGAAUACUUUGCAGGACUUGUGAACUUUCUGACACUUUCCACACCGAGUCAUCAGGCUCACUCUACAAUCAGUCCACAAGUGAUGAGACGCCCCUCUGA